Molecule: messenger RNA, 2408 nt
Organism: Cottoperca gobio
Lineage: Eukaryota; Metazoa; Chordata; Actinopteri; Perciformes; Bovichtidae
Product: actin-histidine N-methyltransferase-like
Biological process (GO): peptidyl-lysine trimethylation; peptidyl-lysine monomethylation; actin modification
Molecular function (GO): protein-lysine N-methyltransferase activity; protein-L-histidine N-tele-methyltransferase activity
Source: RefSeq, a predicted model, not a curated record
AUGGCGGUGGAGGGUCCGAAGGAGGUGAGGAAGGAGAAGACGGAGGUAUGCAGAGGUGUGAGGCGCUAUUCGGACGUGUCAGAGGUGGAGGAGGAGCGGGAUGAUGAAGACCACAGGGAAACUAAGGACGAAGAUGGGAACGGGACUGAUGAGGACAAGAUGGAGGUGGUGGCAAGAGCAGAGGACAAAGCGGUGGCUGGGAGCGUGAAGGAGAGAGAGCCCAGCGGUCUAUCCGAGGACAAGAUGGAGGUGGUGGCAGGAGCAGAGGAGGAAGCGGUGGCUGGGAGUGUGAAGGAGAGCGAGUCCAGCGGUCUAUCCACAGAGAAGGUCCGGAAGAAGAGGAUAGCCCAUAAGAAGGAUAUUCACGAUAAGGCUCGGUUAUCUAUCCUUCUCUUCAUCCACUCCAACAUGCAAGCCGAGCAUCUGGGCAGAGAAGACCAGCAGAGACUCCAACGGAACAAGAAGCUGGUCCUGAUGGUGAUCGGACCAGCGCGGAAUCCACACCACGGAGCAGCACUUGCCAGCCGGGCCAACCCCGAUUCAUCCUGGCUGCCGUACAUCCGCAGUCUUCCUCUUGAGUACGACACGCCGCUUUUCUACCAGCAGGACGAGGUGCAGGUGCUGCUGGGCACACAGGCAGUGCAGGACGUCCUGAGCCAGUAUAAAAACACUGCACGUCAGUACGCUUACUUCUACAAACUAGUACAGACUCAUCCCGCCGCCAGCAAACUGCCCCUGAAGGACAGCUUCACAUUUGAUGACUACAGGUGGGCAGUGUCUUCGGUGAUGACACGCCAGAACCAGAUCCCAACUGAGGACGGCAGCCGCAUCACUCUGGCCCUCAUCCCCGUCUGGGACAUGUGUAAUCACACCAAUGGACUGAUCACCACCGGCUACAACCUGGAGGAUGAUCGCUGUGAAUGUGUGGCACUGCAGGACUACAAAGAGAACGAACAGAUCUACAUCUUCUAUGGCACAAGAUCCAAUGCUGAGUUUGUCAUCCACAAUGGCUUCUUCUUUCAAGACAAUGCCCACGACCGAGUGAAGAUCAAGCUGGGCGUCAGUAAGAGCGAGCGCCUUUACGCCAUGAAGGCGGAAGUGCUCGCACGAGCCGGCAUCCCAGCGUCCUGUAUCUUUGCUCUGCACUGUAAUGAACCCCCCAUAUCAGCCCAGCUCCUGGCCUUCCUUAGAGUCUUCUGCAUGACAGAGGAGGAAUUGAAUGAUUACCUGCUCGGAGAUCGUGCCAUCAAUAAGAUCUUUACUCUGGGCAACAGCGAGUUCCCUGUCAGCUGGGAGAAUGAGAUCAAGUUGUGGACUUUCCUUGAGACCCGAGCUGCUCUUCUGCUCAAGACCUACAAGACCACCUCACAGGAGGACCGCUCCACACUUGAGAACCCAGAUCUAUCUCUCCAUUCUCGAGUGUCAAUCCAACUCCGCAUGGCUGAGAAACAGAUCUUAGAGAAGGCGUCGGCCAGUGGACGGGCCAAACGUCUGUGCUUUGAGAAGAAGCUAGAGGAGGGAGCUCCAUUGCCUGUGUACGAGGAAAGCGACAUCGCCUUGCUGGAGAAUACUGACGCAGAUGCAAAGCUUCCCAUCAUUCUACGCAAGCUGAAAGGGGUAGAAGAAGACCAGGAGGUCCAGGUGGAGGAGCACAGUCACUUCCUGAAUGGGGACAAGGCUGUGUAUGCUAUGGAUAUGGAGGCUAAUGGAGAGUCAGUGCAGGAGGUGACUCAGGAGAAGGUCAGCAGAGAUGUUGAUUCAGCCUUGGACUUGAUUGGAAGUUCAACCCCGAUGGGCCGACAGGAAGUGGCCGACCUAAGUGCCAGUCGAACUGAAGAUAAUCCCAAAGAGAACAGUCAAUAAAUGUAUUCCAUUUACGGCCACAGCCCUUGCUAUUUAUUUAUUUUUGUGUCUCUUAAAUGACUCAGAAAUAUAGAAGCUGAAAAUAUUUGAAUUAAAAGUCACAUAACUUCAUCCAGCGUGGCUUUUCUUAGUUGUCAUCUACUGAACUGGUUUUAAAAUGCUGCCAGUGUCCCUCGCCAUUCUGUGCACAACAGCUUUUGAAUAAUAUUCGUUUUGUUUGAAGUUUGAAACUGAGGUUUACAUUGAAACAGGCCGACAGCAUUGGGAGAAAGUGAAGGAAACGCCACACACUGGUUCCAGCAAAUUGUUAGGUGAAGAGAAAAAACUAAAUAGAGUUAGGUGAAUGUUAUUUCCACAAAGCCAAAAUGUGUAAUCUUGUGAAUUGGUUGGUUUAUUACUGCAGUUUGUCUCCAUAAAUGUCCAGUAUGCUUUGAGUUGACACUUGUAUUCUCUAGUGCUUGUGGGGUAGCUGCUGCGUUCAGACCAUCACUGCCCUCGAUCCCUUCUGCUUAAAAUCAUUUCUAAACAUAAAGUUAUACGCCUGA